UCCUCCCCCUUCUCUCUCUCUUAAACUAGAGAAUGCCAAAGAAAUAUCACGAGCAUAAAGAUGGAGAUGAAGGCCUUUCCAUGUCAUGUUACCUUCAUCCAAAACAAGUUCUUGAAGGAGUUUGUCCUCUUUGUUUGAAUGAAAGGCUUCUCGUUUUGUUCUCUGCAAACAAGAAAGGAAAAGAAGAACAGAUUAAUGACAACCCAUCUCCUAACACAAAGAUCUUUGAUUUGGGCUCCAUUCUCAACCGUUUCGAGUUGAAACCAAAACAAGAAACCAAGAACCUCAAAACCCACAUCGAUCGAUCGCCCACUCCAGAAGAUUCCUUUAUAUCAAUUAGAUUUGGAGAUAAUGGAGUAGGAUCAUGGGAGAAAAACAAUCCAACUUCUAAGAUGUUGUCUCUCGAUCAUGUGAAGCCGCGUUCCACAAUGAGGUGGCAAAAGCAGAUUUGUCGCCUAUUUCGACUCGCAAAAUGGAAGAGACCCGACAAAGAUAUAUGUCAUGCGGAGAAAACAAUGGAAGGGAUUGUGAAGGGGAGGAAUUUGACUUUCAGAGCGUCGGUGUGAAUUAUUAAUAUUGUUGGAAGCAAUAACAAGUAUAUAUGUUAUAAAUAAAUUAAGUUGGAAAUGAAUCGGGAACUAUAAAUGAUCGAGAUGAAAAACUAUGACAAGUACAUGGUUGGUUUGUUUGUUUUUGUAUGUAUGUAGUAGGGACCUAUGUGUUUGAGACAAGAAAACUUGUAGGGAAGAGAUUUGUCCUAAAGAUUAUAUAUAAGCUGUUGGCCUUUUGUACUAGGACCAUAAUAAGGGAGGACCAUUAUAUAUAUAUAUAUAUAUAUAUAUACACAUAUAUAUGCAAUAUUGCACCUUGGAUUCUUGGCAUCAAA
Molecule: messenger RNA, 886 nt
Organism: Impatiens glandulifera
Lineage: Eukaryota; Viridiplantae; Streptophyta; Magnoliopsida; Ericales; Balsaminaceae
Exons: 2
Coding region: 33-566 (177 amino acids)
Source: RefSeq, a predicted model, not a curated record